Messenger RNA from Tigriopus californicus, 980 nucleotides. RefSeq names its product ribulose-phosphate 3-epimerase-like (gene Rpe). Lineage: Eukaryota; Metazoa; Arthropoda; Copepoda; Harpacticoida; Harpacticidae. The coding region runs from base 134 to 853 and encodes 239 amino acids. The record is from RefSeq and is a predicted model, not a curated record. The transcript is spliced from 5 exons. Gene Ontology annotation, cellular component: cytosol. Gene Ontology annotation, biological process: pentose-phosphate shunt; carbohydrate metabolic process; pentose-phosphate shunt, non-oxidative branch. Gene Ontology annotation, molecular function: metal ion binding; D-ribulose-phosphate 3-epimerase activity.
AUGGAGAUAGGGUCUAUUUAGACGGGUGUGAGCAUCUUGGGGGUCAUGAGAAUAGGGUCCCUGUCCUGUUCAGGUUGAGAUCCGUGUGAUUUUCAACAUUCCGUGGAUAUCCAUCCAUUCCUCAGGCUAUCUCAUGACCUUCAAUUUGAUCAACCGUGUCAGAAUGUCCGUCCCGCCCAUUUCGGCCAUGAUUGGGCCUUCCAUCCUCAAUAGCGACCUCUCGGAUUUGGCGGGGUCCUCUCAGAAGUUGUUGGACCAAGGGGCGGAUUAUCUGCAUCUCGAUGUGAUGGACGGACACUUUGUGCCCAAUCUGACCUUUGGCCAUCCCGUGGUGCAAUGCUUGCGGCAGAAGAUUCCCCGGGCCUUCUUUGACAUGCACAUGAUGGUGGCGGAACCGGAAAAAUGGGUGGGGGACAUGAAGAAGGCUGGCGCCGAUCAGUACACGUUCCAUAUCGAGGCCACCCAAGCACCCUUGGAGUUGUGCCGGCAAAUCAAGGAAUCCGGCAUGAGGGUGGGGAUUGGGAUCAAACCGGGCACAUCGGUUCAUACUGUGGAUGACUUGAUAGAGGAAGCCGAUAUGGUGCUCAUUAUGACUGUGGAGCCCGGAUUUGGAGGGCAAAGUUUUAUGGCGGAGAUGAUGGAGAAAGUCAGUUAUUUGCGAACUAAUCAUCCGGGCCUCGAUAUUGAAGUAGACGGUGGGGUCGGACCCAAAACCAUCGACCAGUGUGCUCAAGCAGGGGCUAAUAUGAUCGUGUCCGGAACCGCAGUGGUCAAAGCUGAGAACCCACAAGAAGUCAUGAACUCACUCAGAAAGACGGUUCAUCAAGAAAUCGUGGCCCGUUACUCGGCCUAAGCUCAGUGAAUCCGCACCAUAUUUUUGUAUUAUCUCAUUCGUUACAGAUACAUUUAUUUUUACAAGAAUUGAACUCAAAGUAUUGUAUUAUACGAUGUAAGAGGAAUAUAUUGUGUAUGUUUGAUUA